Molecule: messenger RNA, 7486 nt
Organism: Oncorhynchus masou masou (cherry salmon)
Lineage: Eukaryota; Metazoa; Chordata; Actinopteri; Salmoniformes; Salmonidae
Product: 1-phosphatidylinositol 4,5-bisphosphate phosphodiesterase eta-1-like
Exons: 21
Coding region: 521-6259 (1912 amino acids)
Biological process (GO): release of sequestered calcium ion into cytosol; lipid metabolic process; phosphatidylinositol-mediated signaling
Molecular function (GO): calcium ion binding; phosphatidylinositol-4,5-bisphosphate phospholipase C activity
Source: RefSeq, a predicted model, not a curated record
UGUCUAGACCAGAGUUCAGGAGAGGCUCCUGACAGGCUGGGGUGUCUGGUGUCAGCUGACCUGAGAGGAGGAGUCUGUCUAGACCAGAGUUCAGGGCUGGUAGUUCUUACUUUAGGCUCUUUGAGUUGAAAGUGGUAUUUCAUUCUAAAUGCUGUUGUGCGUCAUCACAUCACACCUCGAGAAGUCACGUCGGUGGUGUCUGAUUCCACACAAAGUAAUAUCAGUGACUCAAGAGCUACACUAGUUGAAUCAAUCAGUCAGAUUCUAUAGAGCCCUUUUUACAUGAGCAGUUGUCACAAAGUGCUUUACAGAGACCCAGGCUAAACCCCCCAAGGAGCAUGCAAUGCGGAGGCAGACGCACAGUUGCUCGGAGAAACUCCCUAGAAGACAGGAACCAAGGAAGAAACCUAGAUAGAAAGCUUAGGCCGAUGGUGAACUGUAUUGUGUCCAGUCCCACUGAGUCUCUGUCUUUUCUCCUCUUUCACAGGCAUCCCAUUGCGCCCUCCAUCAUCCAUCCAUCAUGAGUUCCUGGGUUGUGAACAGGAAGGGAGGGCUGCGGUACUGCCACCACUUCCUCACAGACAACAGCAUCUUUCAUGUGGAGAGAUGUAUGAGUGCCAUGCAGUCGGGGACCCAGAUGGUGAAGUUGAAGGCUGGUUCCAAGGGGCUGGUGAGACUGUUCUACCUGGACGAACAUCGCUCAUGCAUCCGAUGGAGACCCUCACGCAAGAGCGAGAAGGCCAAGAUCACUAUUGAUUCGCUGUACAAGGUGACGGAGGGCCGUCAGUCAGAUAUCUUCCACCGCCAUGCGGAGAACAGUUUCGAUCCGGCCUGCUGUUUCACCGUUUAUCAUGGCAACCACAUGGAGUCCCUGGACCUGGUGACCUCUAAUACUGAGGAGGCUCGGACCUGGGUGACAGGACUACAAUACCUGAUGGCUGGCAUCAGUGACGAGGACUCACUGGCCAAACGACAACGCACACACGACCAGUGGAUGAAGCAGACGUUUGAGGAGGCUGAUAAGAACGGGGAUGGUCUGUUGAACAUGGAGGAGAUCUACCAGUUACUGCACAAGAUGAAUGUCAACCUGCCCCGCAGGAAGGUCAAACACAUGUUCCAGAUGGUGAAUGUGACUACAGAGUACUGUCUGGAUGUCAUUGAAAAGUUUGAGCUGUCUGAAGAGAACAAACAGAAAGGCAUUCUGGGAAUUGACGGUUUCACCAGUUUCAUGCGCAGCCCCACGUGUGAUGUGUUUAACCCUGAACACCAUGAGGUGAACCAAGACAUGGAUCAGCCUCUGAGUAGCUACUACAUCUCCUCGUCUCAUAACACCUACCUGACGGGAGACCAGCUGCUGUCUCACUCCAAGACAGACAUGUACGCCUGGGUACUACAGUCUGGCUGCCGCUGUGUGGAGGUGGACUGUUGGGAUGGUCCUGAUGGAGAGCCCAUGGUUCAGCAUGGUUACACUCUGACCUCCAAGAUCACCUUCAAGUCUGUCAUAGAGACCAUCGAAAAAUACGCCUUCAUCAGCAACCAGUACCCAGUGAUCCUGUCCAUAGAGAACCAUUGUAGCAUCCAACAACAGAAGAAGAUAGCCCAGCACCUCAGAGAGAUCCUGCGAGACAAGCUGGACCUGGGAGAGGCCCUCCACAGAGACUCUAUACAGCUACCCAGCCCCCACUGUCUACAGGGGAAGAUACUCAUCAAGGGAAAGCGUCUCCCUCCCUACCUGUCUGUGGAUGUUGAGGAGGGGGAGGUGUCAGAUGAUGACGACAGUGCUGAUGAGAUUGACGACAACUUUAAACUAAAGAACAGCAAUAGUAAUGGUAACCACCAAGUGGAAAGUUACAUCAGGAAGAAGCUGGACUCUCUGUUGAAGGAGGCUCAGAUUGGAGACAAGGAGGACACAGACAGCUCCAGCAUCAGAGCCCUGCUCAGAGCCACACACGUGGGCCUGCAGAAGAACGUACCGAAUCCCAAAGAGGGACUUAAAAAAUCCCAAAGUCGAUCAUUCAUCAGCAACAUCAAGCAAAAGAGACACUCUAAAUCCAGGCUGAAGUCCCAGAGUACCGAUGGAGAGGAGGAAGGACAGGAGACCUCUGGGAAAGAGGCGGGAGGACAGAUCACCAGGGGAGGGAGGAAAAGGAAGACGAUGAAGCUGAGUAGAGAUCUGUCAGACCUGGUUGUUUUCACUAACUCUGUGGCCUCUCAGGAGGGACUGGACGACAGUACUCCUGGGAAUGUUCUGUCGUUCAGUGAGACUCGUGCCCAGCAGCUAGUGAACCACAGAGCUGAGCGCUUCCUGUGUUUCAACCAGCGACAGCUGUCUAGAAUCUACCCCUCAGCCUACCGUAUAGACUCGUCCAACUUCAACCCUCAGCUCUACUGGAAUGUGGGCUGUCAGCUGGUGGCUCUGAACUACCAGACAGAGGGUCGGAUGAUGCAACUGAACAGAGCCAAGUUCAUGGUGAACGGUGACUGUGGCUACGCCCUCAAACCUCCACCCAUGUGUAAAGGCUCGUUCAACCCGUUCAGUGACGACCCCCUCCCUGCCUACCCCAAGAAACAGCUGGUGCUGAAGAUCAUCAGUGGACAGCAGCUUCCCAAACCACCAGACUCUAUGUUGGGGGACCGAGGAGAGAUCAUUGACCCGUUUGUAGAGGUGGAGAUCAUCGGCCUGCCAGUGGACUGCUGCAAGGGGCAGACACGAGUAGUGGACGACAACGGUUUUAACCCCGUGUGGGAGGAGAACCUGUCCUUUACCCUCCACAUGGCGGAGGUGGCUCUGGUGCGUUUCCUCGUCUGGGACCAUGACCCCAUCGGACGAGACUUUGUGGGCCAGAGGACUGUGGCCUUCAGUAGCCUGAUGCCAGGUUAUAGACAUGUGUACUUGGAGGGGUUGACUGAGGCGUCCAUCUUCAUCCACGUAUCAGUUCAUGACAUCUAUGGGAAGGGUCGUCAGCUGCGAGGCAUCAGAGGUUUAUUUAACAGGCCCUCUAAGUCGUCAGUAGACACCAGCUGUGGUUCGGCCCCCAGGAAACGCUCCAUCAGUGACCACCUCCUACGACGCACCGCCAGCGCCCCCGCCAACCGUCGCAAGAAAACUAAGAUUAAGCUCGCUGAGUCCUCCACCUCCAUAUCGGACCGCAAGGCCUCCAUAUCAGACGGCAAGGACCGAGUGUGGGCCGGGGCAGGGGCUGGGGCGGAGGGGUCCCAGAACAGGGAAAGGGACAGGGAGGGGGUAAUGGUGGAGAGCCGCCCAACACCCCUCACCCACAGGCCCAUCUCCAUGCCCCUGGAGAGGCUACUGCAGGGACAGCUCUCCCUCUGCUCCCCAGACCAGGAGCAGACUGACCUGGGUGCAGACACACUCAUCGGAACGUCCCCCUUUAACCAGCCCAGGUUCCACUCUGUGGAACAAGUCGUCGAAUCAUCCGCCUCCCUUGAGCACAAAGUGUUCACCCCUUCCAUCAAUCACAACAACGCACAGGAUAACACCACAGAGUCUGACCAAUCAGAUGAGACCUCCUACCUGGUCAUUGGCCGAGGAGGAGGAACUGUAGAUGGUGACUCCAAAGACCAAUCACAAGACAGAGUCAACCCACCCAGCAAAGCUGAGGACGUUUCUUCUCGCCAAAGGACGGUGUGUCACCUCAGCAGCUCAACAGAGACAGAGAGCAACUGUUUACACGUACCAAGUGAGAGCAGACCAGAGACAACAUUACUUAGUACAACAAACACAGCAACUUCCUCCUCUCCUUCCUCUCUCCCCAUCUCCCUACUGAAUGUGGACCGGUCCGAACUGCAGAGCCACGUCCCCCUACAGGACAGCAUCAUCUCACAUCUCAUUGACGCCGUAUCCCUCGGCAACGAUACCACCUACGGGUCUAUUUCCGCUCUGAUUGGUCAGUUUGACCUCACCGGCGACCAGAAUGAUUUCACAAUGAACUCUGACCCCCACACCCUCAGUGUCAUGUCCUGUCUGUCUGAUCCUGCUGUCUGGGACUCCAGCACACCCUAUAAGGUUACCAUAGACUAUACCGCCCGAUAUAAAGACCCACACACCAUCUCCUCCCCCCGCAAGGCAAUGAACGGACCUAUCACUCCUCGAAAAGCAAGCCAGACCCCUAACCACGCGAACCAGAAUCUACUCUCACCCCACCCCAAAACCUCCCACACAGACCCCCCUGCCCCCCUUCUCUUCUCCAGUCCUGAGACCACAGAGCUGGAGGAGGUCUAUACCAUCCUGGAUGAGGAGGUCUUGUCUCCAGUCUCUGUCUACAACCUGAAGAAGCAGACCAUCGGCAACAUCCAGGCUGACUCUGAGGAGAGCACACCCAUGGGAAGCCUGGAGCCUUCCCCAGCCAAGGAGCCUCCUCUCCUGGGGGUAGAAGGCAAUGGCAGCUGGGUGGGCUCACGGAGGGGUGUGGUGGAGGAGAAAGGAGAUGGCUACGUGGGUGAGUGUGAUCCUAAAAUGUUGGGGUCAGUGGGAGAGUGGGGGUUGUCGUGGGGUUACACGUGCCCGUCCAACAACAGUACAGUAUCUGACCAAUUCCUGUUGUGCCAUGACACGGAAGGAAGUAGUCUGAUGGAGUUGGAAAUUAACGUGGACGAGGAUCCACUGGAGAUGACCCUGACAUUACCGGGACACAACCAUACCUGGGUCGCUACCAGCUCAACCAAAUGCUACGCUGCUCCCCAACUCCAAUGUUCUUCACCCGUCAAACAGCCCUCACACCAGCGCUCCCCUCGCCAAGCCCCAUUGACAACCCCUCAAACUCAGCCCUCCCCCUGCAAAGGGCCCCCCAACCCCAGCCCCCUCCUCCUGAACAGCCAUCCUUACACUCAUAGCAGACACAUUACCAGAGCCUUCACCCAGCAGCACAGUUACAGUGGUCCCACCCAGCCCCAGACCAGGAGCUACCAGGGUGGGACAGGGGAAGGACAGGGUCAGAGAGAAGCGUCAGCCUGCUUCCAGAAUGGGUUCUCCUCCUCAGAGUGUCUGUCUGUUCUUUCUGGUCCAAGGUCUGUUAGCCUCCCCAGAGACAGAGGUCUGUACUCCCCCAUCUCAGACUGUAGUGUGGACUCCAGCCAGCGAGACUAUGACUGCUUCAGACCCUCCACUGCCUCGGCCUCCCACUACACCCAGCCACAACCCCAACCUAAAUCAGACACCCAGCCCCAACCCCAUCCCAAAACAGACACCCAGCCCCAACCCCAUCCCAAAACAGACACCCAGCCACAACCCCAACCUAAAUCAGACACCCAGCCCCAACCCCAUCCCAAAACAGACACCCAGCCCCAACCCCAUCCCAAAACAGACACCCAGCCACAACCCCAACCCAAAUCAGACACCCAGCCCCAACCCCAUCCCAAAACAGACACCCAGCUCAAACCCCUGACUCAAACCCAACCCCAAUCAGACACCCAGCCCAAGCCACAAACCCACAUCCAACCCCAAUCUGGUCGCCCAUCACUGCCCCUUUUGGGCUCCACCCUCACCCCUCCUCUACCUAUCCUCAGUACAUCCACAGCCCCCAGCCCCUGCAAGUCCAAGUCUCUGGGUGACCUGACAUCAGAGGACAUCUCCUGCAACUUCCACAGCAAGUACAACAUCAUCAGCCGCAGCUUCAUCACCCCCUGUAUGAAGGAGUGGAGGAGGAUGAGGGGCCUGGGGGGUCUGUCCCAACGGCUGCAGUCUGCAGACCCCCUCACUGAGCAGUUACGUAAACUAGUCACCCUAGAGGGGGGUGACAGAGACGGGAACAGACCCCAGUCACCCCAGCUUACCCAGUUACCUCAGUUAGAGAUACCCCCCAAACCCUUCAUACCCCCAUCCUGCCCCUCCUCAAACUUUGUCCCUGACACCCAGGAGGACUCCCCGCCCCUCCUCUCUCGCCGUCUCUCCUCUCGGAGCCAGAGCCGUGUGCGUCACAUCAACAAUCGUGCUCGAGAGAGGCAGCGGGAGGCUCUAAAGCCCCGGGACAUGAGCGCCCCCUCCAGCGUGGGAGGGGUAGUGCUGCGUGCUAAAGUAGCAGCAGGUCAGAACCCCCCAGCUAACAGACACUCCACAGGCUCUUACAUAGCGGGCUACCUGGACCUGCUGGAGGACAGAGGGCUGCCUGAGGGGGGGUGCACCACACUGGGGUAUGGAUUUGGAGAUCACUAUGGUGAUCAUUAUCAUGAUGACUCUCUGCUGCCCACAGACUCCGGUACACAAACAGAACCAGAAGUCUACUUCCUGCUCAGACUCUGAACCCACUUCCUGGUUAUCACCUACAUAGAAUGAUGUACAAAUGUACUUCCAAAACGCAGCAAAUCAGCUUCCUGCUCAGACUCUGAACCCACUUCCUGGUUAUCACCUACAUAGAAUGAUGUACACAUGUACUUCCAAAACGCAGCAAAUCAGCUUCCUGCUUAGGACCGAGGAAAAAAAACCUAUAUCAUGGUUGGGCUGUCCAAUUAUACUUUCAGAUAUAAAGUCAAGGACCUGAUUGGGUCUGACAGUCUUGUCUGUAAAUGUAAAUAUGUUUUUUAUUCUUCUUCAUGUCCUGAUCAGAAUGUUCUUUAAAUGUAGUUUGGAACAGACUGUUAAACUACUUCCUACUUUGAUUGUACCCAUUUCCUGUCCUGUCUGUUCUUGUAAUUCUACUUCCUGUUCAAGCUAACGCCAUCUACUAUAAAGCAGAAAAUAAGGAAACUUUACAAAUGUGUUUAAUUCUGAAGGGAAGUGUUGUCUUGGUCUUUGUACAUUUUAAAUGUGUAUUAGUAUUAUCAGAGGCCCAUAGAUAUCAAUGCAAUGUCUAUUCCACGUUAGUUCAACAUUAAAAUGACGUGGAGACAAUGUUGAUUCAACCAGUGUGUGCCCAGUGGGGGACCACUUUUAAGGGAUGGGAUCUUUUGCAUCAAAGAUCUUCCUCAAGUGUUCCUUCUCCUCUGAUUGUCCUCUCUGUGCUGGUGUUGUUGGUACAUAUUCUGCUGUAGAUUCGUUUUUAAUUUCAGGUGUUGUCAUUUAGUUGUUCUGUUUUCUGCAUGUUAAAUAUCCAGCAUGACUAUGCAUCAAUCUGUAGACAUCGCAGUGCACUACUAUCUUUUCACAGAAUAAGUAAUAGUGGGAUUGGAUGAAAUACUCUGACUUCUUGCUUGCUCUGACUACUCGCUUUCUAAUAUUUUAAACAUUAUCACAUAUUUGAAACUUUUUGAGUUUACAUGUUUGAUUUUUUUUUACAAUUAAUUUAAUACAGACUGCAAAAAAAAGGGGAAAAUUGGGAGCUGAUUAUUAAAAAAAUGAGAUGUUUACAAGAACUGAAACACACAGUGGAAUAGGUAGAUAAGGGUGUUUCCACUAGACCAAGUUGCAUGUUUUAUUAUUCUGUUCAGUGUUAAACCCAUCCUUUUUUCUUUGUAUGGUCACUCGGAACAUUACUGUGAGCAUUUUCCUACUUAUGUAAUAAAAUUCAUAAAAAAUGUGACUUGAACGCAA